Alligator mississippiensis (American alligator) is the source of this 14781-nucleotide messenger RNA. RefSeq names its product polyhomeotic homolog 3 (gene PHC3). The record is from RefSeq and is a predicted model, not a curated record. Gene Ontology annotation, cellular component: nucleus; PRC1 complex. Gene Ontology annotation, molecular function: zinc ion binding; protein binding. The transcript is spliced from 16 exons. Bases 198 to 3137 code for a protein of 979 amino acids. NCBI's taxonomy places the organism in Eukaryota, Metazoa, Chordata, Crocodylia, Alligatoridae.
CGACCACGUGACCCCCGCGACCCCGGCCCGUCCCAGCCUCCCAGCGGCUCGACGCAUGCGCAGUACCUCCCUGUGAGGGAGGAGAAAAGAUGGCGGAAGCGGGCUUCAAAAAUACAUGAUCGAGUGGAAGUAUUCAGAAAUGUAACUAUUGCUGAGAGAGCACCAUAUAUGAAUGGCUGGAAAAACACUGCACAACUAUGGAGAAUGAAUCAAACACAACAACGUGUUCUGCAUCUACAACUACUAGCACCACCACCUCCAGGACACAGCCACCACAAAUAUCUGUCUACAGUGGUUCUGACCGACAUGCUGUCCAGGUCAUUCAGCAGGCCUUGCAUCGUCCCCCUAGCUCGGCUGCUCAGUACCUUCAGCAGAUGUAUGCAGCCCAACAGCAGCAUCUGAUGCUGCAGACUGCUGCUUUGCAACAGCAGCACUUAAGUAGCACCCAGUUUCAGAGUCUGGCAGCUGUUCCACAGGCAAGUCUGUCAGGUGGGAGGCAGUGUACAUCCCCCACUGGGAGUGUCACUCAGCAGUCAAGCAUGUCACAGACAUCGAUCAACCUCUCCACCUCUCCUACACCUGCGCAAAUAAUAAGUCGUUCACAGACCUCCAACACUACUAGCAGCAGUAUUACCCAACAGACUAUGUUGCUGGGGAGUACCUCCCCUACGCUGAGUGCAAGCCAGGCUCAAAUGUAUCUCCGAGCUCAGAUGCUGAUUUUUACUCCCGCUACCACUGUGGCUGCUGUCCAGUCUGACAUUCCAGUUGUCUCAUCUUCCUCAUCUUCUUGUCAAUCUGCAGCAACUCAGGUCCAGAACUUGACAUUGCGUAGUCAGAAGCCGGGGGUAUUGUCCAGUUCCCCAACUGGCCAACCAAAGAGCAGUAGUCAAGCUCAGUCUUUGGCUCUGUGCCCUAAUAAAACUGCAAUCAGUACCAAGGGCAGCCAGCCAGAUCCUGCAGAAAGCAAUAGAAAAGGAGAGAGCCCAACUUCCGAGAGUCGAAGUACACCUGUCACACGGACAUCCAGCAUACAUCAGUUAAUAGCACCAGCUUCAUAUUCUCCAAUUCAUCCUCAUUCUCUCAUUAAACAUCAGCAGAUUCCUCUUCAUUCUCCACCUCCAAAGAUAUCCCACCAUCAACUGAUACUGCAACAGCAGCAGCAAGUCCAGCCAAUUGCUCUUCAGACUCCUCCCAGUCAGGAACCACCUCCGUCACAACACUGCGUGCCACUCCAAAGCCACUGUCUUCCUCCAGUUCCCAACAGUGUCCAGUCACAACAUUGUUCUCCUGUUCACAUCCAUCCUCCUCCUUUAACAGUAUCUCCUACUCCAUCCCAGUCAGCUCAGCAAUCGGUAGUAGUGUCUCCCCCACCUUCUCAUUCACCUAGCCAGUCACCCACAAUAAUUAUUCAUCCACAAGCACUUAUCCAGUCGCAAACAAAUCCUCUUGUGCCAUCUGCUCUUCAGUCAGAGCAGAAUCCCCAGCCGACUGGUAGUCCAGUACGACCAGUAGCACAACAGCUUAAUCUUCCAUCACAUCUUCCACUUCCACCUUCCCCAGUAGUACCCAUUGGGUCAGUGGAUCAGCCCACCCUGGUGUCCCCAGGUCAGCAGAUAGUGUCUUCAGCACCACACCAGCAAUAUCCAACCUUACAGUCCGCACCAAUCCCAAUUGCAGCCCCUCCACAGCUAUCAGCAUCUUCAACACAGAUUCAACAACUGCCCUUGCAGUCUGUGCAGUCUUUACAAGUCCAGCCUGAAAUUCUAUCCCAGGGCCAGGUUUUGGUGCAAAAUACUUUGGUCUCAGAGGAGGAGCUUCCUGCUGCAGAAGCUUUGGUCCAGCUGCCAUUUCAGACUCUUCCACCACCGCAAACUGUUGCAGUAAACCUUCAAGUACAACCACCAGUACCUGUUGAAGCCCCUGUGAUUUAUCAAGUGGAGAAUGUGUGUGAGGAGGAAAUGCCAGAUGAAUCUGAAUGUGCCCGUAUGGAUAGGACACCUACCCCACCAACUUUAUCCCCACCAGCUAUAGUCUUAGGGAAUGGUGAGGAACUUGCCUCAGAGGAAGCUUUGUCAGAACAAGUGGGACUUCCUGCAGUGGCUUCUUCAGUGAGUGCCUCAGUAAUUAAAUCUCCAUUAGACCCUUCACAUACAUCUAUUCCACCGCCUCCACUUCUGCUUCCAGCAGCAACAACAAGGAGUAACAGCACAUCAAUGCCUAAUAGCAUUCCUAGCCUAGAAAACAGACCUCCACAGGCUAUUGUUAAACCACAGAUUCUGACGCACGUCAUUGAAGGCUUUGUAAUUCAGGAGGGACUAGAGCCAUUUCCUGUAAGUCGUUCAUCUUUGCUGGUUGAACAGCCUGUAGAAAAAAGGCUUUUAAUGGAGGGUCAGGUCAUGAGUGUUGUGUGUGUUGAGUCAGAGCUACAGAAUACAAAACAUGCUGACAAUUCCUCUGACACAGAGAUAGAGGACAUGAUUACAGAAGAGGGACUAGAUGAAAUCGAGAAUGAACUCCUAAAGUGUGAGGCUUGUGGAAAAAUGGGAUAUGCUAGUAAAUUCCUACGGUCAAAGCGAUUCUGCUCCCUGUCCUGUGCCAAAAGGCACAGUGGUAGAUGUGCUAAGAAAUACGGACUAUUCUCAUCAGACAAAUCCAGUCGUUGGAAUCGGAAGUCAGAUAGCCAAAGUCUUGGACAGCGUGGGCGUCGACCAACUGGCCCGGAUGGGGCAUCACGAGAGCACUUCCUUAGACAGCUUCCAAUUACUUAUCCAUCUGCAGAAGAUUUGGCUUCUCAUGAAGAUGCUGUGCCAACUGCUAUGACCACUCGGCUGCGACGACAGAGUGAGAGGGAAAGAGAACGUGAACUUCGGGAGCUCAGGAUAAGGAAACUACCAGAGAAUAUUGACUUGCUACCAGCUGUGCAAGCUGAUCCAUCAGUGUGGACAGUUGAUGAAGUUUGGGCCUUUAUACAUUCUUUGCCUGGUUGUCAAGACAUUGCAGAUGAAUUUAGAGCACAAGAGAUUGAUGGACAAGCUCUCCUCUUGUUAAAAGAGGAUCACUUAAUGAGUGCAAUGAACAUAAAGUUGGGACCUGCACUGAAAAUUUGUGCACGCAUCAACUCAUUGAAGGAAUCGUAGUGGGAACGUGAUGCUUUAGAUAACAGCCUCUCUCUUUGAAAGACCCAUACAGUAAUAAGCCAGUAUCUACACUAUGGCAUGACUAUUACUGUGAUAUUUUGACAAAGUUUUUUUCAUACAAAGACUUUGAAAUUAUUUCUCCAAAUACACCAUAUAAUCCUCCCUACCUUCCAGUAAUUAUCAGGCUUAUGGUAAACCAUUAGCAAGACUGGGGAAUCAUUCCAGUAAAGUGGAGGGUGAGGCAGAUUAAUGAAAACAAAAGUAUAAUAUGUUGCGGUAGAUGAAACUAUUCCCAAAAUGUUCUUUAUUAUACAGGUUUAAGAUUUUUUUUUAAACAUAAUCUGAUGGUCAUUUAAAUUAUGUUAAUAUAUUCUGAAAGAUACAUUUUCCCAUGUAGAGAGUUUUUUAGACUAUGGAAUAACAGAAGAGUCCACAGAGUCUGUGGAAGCACUGAUUAUGGUAAAAUGCUAUGCAUUUAGUUGUGCUCUCUGAGUUUCUUUUAAUCUUGAGCCUAUUGUUUGAAGGGAAUUUUGACAAACCUGUUCUCUGAUAGGCUAAUCUUCUGUUCUAUAAAAUCUAGGAUAUUCAUCAUAAUCCUCGUGUAUGCAAUGCUAGACCUACUGAUUUGCGAAUGGCAUGACACUCUUCCGAGAGAGUACAGAAGCACAUACGUUACUUUUAUUGUUUGUAUGCUGCUAUGCACUAAGAGGGCAUUAAGUUGUUAUACUUCUUGCUUUGCUUGCUGCUAGGUAACUUAGACCAAAGGAGUCAACACACACAUGGGCUGAAAGGAAAGUGUGUCAAUGUGUGGCUCCUAUUUAACAAAUGACCCUGUAGUAGUAGUAGUAGGCAACUCUCAGUCCUUCUGGAGCAUGGUGUAUGCAUCAGAGGUCACCAGGACCUUCCACACACAUGCUUAGGCAGGAGUGUGAAGGGUGCCCAGACCUUCAAUCUCCCUUUAGACCAUUGAGACGGAAUCCAAAGGCCAGACCAAGUACAGAUGUUCGGUACCUUGAUGGCUGUAGCUAUGUGCACAUCCAGGAAUAAAACCCAGGUCUCUCACAUGGCAGAUAAGGAUUCUACCACUGAACCACAACAGCAGGUUGAGCAAGUUAAAACUACAGAAAAAAAUCUGUCCUUAAGUAGAUCUAGCACUGUUUUUCUCUACAGAUUUUUGCAGGUAUCUUCUAGAGGUCAACAUUAGAGCUCCUGCUUUGCAUUAGAAUCUCCCGAACUUCAUAAAACAGAGAUUUCAGUUCUGAUAUUUUCUAUCAACCCCUAAGGCUGCAAAUUAGGGUUGCACAUGUUACCUAUUAAAUGCGAAAUGUAUGAGGAGAGCUCUGAACCCAGAGCACCAAAGGAUUUAGGAAAGAGCUAGCAGCUGGGUUUUUUCUAAGCACUUUCUAGAUUUGUUGUUGUUUUGUUUCCCCCACAUCCAUUGAUGUACAGAAGAUCAGUCUCCCUUUCUUUUAGUUGAUAUGGUUAAUUUUGAAGGUAAAAUGAGGGAGAUUUUGAGUUCUGGUGUAAAGCAUUUCUGCUUUCUGAUUUCUGGUUUGAUGAGCCAGUAGAAAACUACAGCUCUCUCAGCUAUGGUUUUAUCAAAAUGCUUAUUAUUUUUAUACAAAAAUAUUAUUGGCUAAUUUUUAAUCUUUUGUUUGUGGUGGUAUACUUUAUAAUAUCAGACAAAGAAUAUGGAUUACCUGUGAAUUAAUAAUGACAUCUGGUAUGUUAGGAACAUGUGGUCUUGUAUUGUGGAUACUAUCUUCUACACCUACAGUUUAGUGUAAUGUUUUGUGCAUGUUAACUUCAUUUUUAUUUUGAUUUAUUGGCUAGAUUUCAGAAUCAUUUCGUCAGUUUGUUAUACAGGACUGAAUUAUUAAGGGAUUGCUAGAACCUCACAGUCAUCCUGGCUUAAGCACACACUCCUUCUUACUCUUGAUGUUAUAUAUAAAUUCUUUAUAGAGCUUGCAUAACCACAGAACACUCACUACUUCUGCUUUAAAGCUUAAUGAAUGGAAGAAAUGAAAAUGUAUGCCUUGCCUACAUCUAAAUGUUUUACUGCUUCAGCUGUGUUGGCAUAAUUAAAGCAACAAAAAGCCCCCAGAUCCCAUCAGGCUGCCUCUGGACAUUAUGGGUCUGUGCCUGUACACAUGCUGAAUACAUGUGAAGUAAGCCUGCUCUAAGAUGUUCCAGUUAGAACAUGAUGGAGUAAACUCGAUUAAUUAGAACGCUCCAGCAGCCUUGCUGUCAUGUGUAUUCAGCAUCCCGGCACUUCAAAAUGGCAGCGAGAGUGCUUUAACUAAAGCUUGCUGAAUGAGUUUUAGUUAAAGCACCCCCACAACCAUUCUGAAGUGCAAGAUGCUGAAUACACAAGAUGCUGAGGGAAUUUUAAUUAGAGUGGCUCCCGAGAGCAUGUGUAUAGACAUGUUACACUAAUAUUGUAGUGUUACAAACUGUGUAGCACUCCAGAAUAAUAAGCAAUAUGGACCACAUGUUCAGAGGUCCCUGGCAUGCUCUUCAGCCAUGGAGCCUAUCAGUGAAUUGCAGGCAGGCUCACUGACAGGUUUGCAAGCCAGGUUCCUAGGCAGCUUGAAAGCCCACCUUUUCUUGAGUUUCCAAGGAGCCUUUCAAAGGUCUUGAUGCUUUAAUGGGCUGCAGGUGCCAUCACUAUUAUCCCUUUAAACUUCACAGGCUGCAGGCAUCCCCCUCACCCUUACUGUUGGGCAGCAAAGGUGAAUUGCGUUCAUAGAUUCAUAGAUGUUAGGGUUGGAAGGGACCUCAAUAGAUCAUCAAUUCCAACCCCCUGCAUAGGCAGGAAAGAGUGCUGGGUCUAGAUGACCCCAGCUAGAUGCUCAUCUAACCUCCUCUUGAAGACCCCCAGGGUAGGGGAGAGUACCACCUCCCUUGGGAGCCCGUUCCAGACCUUGGCCACUCGAACUGUGAAGAAGUUCUUCCUAAUGUCCAAUCUAAAUCUGCUCUCUGCUAGCUUGUGGCCAUUAUUUCUUGUAACCCCCGGGGGCGCCUUGGUGAAUAAAUACUCACCAAUUCCCUUCUGUGCCCCCGUGAUGAACUUAAAGGCAGCCACAAGGUCGCCUCUCAACCUUCUCUUGUGGAGGCUGAAAGGGUCCAGGUUCUCUAGUCUCUCCUCGUACGGCUUGGUCUGCAAGCCCUUAACCAUACGAGUGGCCCUUCUCUGGACCCUCUCCAGGUUCUCCACAUCCCUCUUGAAGUGCGGCGCCCAGAAUUGCAUGCAGUACUCCAACUGCGGUCUGACCAGCGCCCGAUAGAGGGGAAGUAUCACCUCCUUGGAUCUAUUCGUCAUGCAUCUGCUGAUGCACGAUAAAGUGCCAUUGGCUUUUCUGAUGGCUUCGUCACACUGCCGGCUCAUGUUCAUCUUGGAGUCCGCUAGGACUCCAAGAUCCCUUUCCACUUCCGUGCCACCCAGCAGGUCAUUCCCUAGGCAGUAGGUGUGCUGGACAUUUUUCCUCCCUUGGUGCAGCACUUUGCAUUUCUCCUUUCAAGUCUCUGGUGGCAGCAAGGGCUGAGCAUCUCCAACACCAGUGGUUUCAACAGCAACUUCUUUCUCGUGGAUCUGCCACUUUUGUCCUGGGACAAAUUCCUUUUAACUUGUGGCAUGUUACCAUUUGUUGUGGGACACUCACGUAUAUCCUACAACAAAUAUAAUGUCUGGAGGGAGCUUUAUAACAAAAUCCUCACAUCCUUCUAGCCAUAGUUAUGCUGGAAGAAACUUUUCAAAUAUAGACCAAGGCUAUUGCACCACUUCAUGAUUUUAUUCUGUACCCAGAGGAGCAUUUGGAAUAAAAUCCAACUUUCCUAUUCUUGGUAUCAGUCAUCAACUGCUAGAAAGGACAAAUAAGGUCCCUUAGAACGUCGGAUGCAAACAGCUACAGAAAAGAAAUGGUAGCUACUAAAGGGAGUAUUUUAGUAGGUGUACAGUAGCCAUAAUCCUUUUAGAUCAUAUUGGGGUGACACAUAGGGGGUGCACGUGGGUGCAUGUGCACCCCCUGUAAAAGGUGCCGCCAACACUGGUGGUGUCUGCAGGCAGUCCCUGAUAAAAAGUAUCCUGCCAAUAUUUUACUCUUUCUUCGCUUAAAGCCCUUAGUGUUACUAACUUUAAUAGGGCUACUCAUGCUUUAAGUGAAGCAUGUCCACAAGAAUUGACAGGAUCCAGGCCUGGAUCAGUAUUAUUUGAAGGAGAGAGUUGCUGUCACCAUUUCAGUUGGGAAUUUAGUACUCAGUAACUGGACAGAGCUCUCGGCAUUGGCUACUUUAGAUUUCAGAUAAUGACUCCUGAAUAGUGUUUAUUUUACAGAAAGUCUGUAUUCUUAAUAUAUGCAAUUGAUCAAACAAAAGUAGGAGCUUUGGUUUUCUUUAAAAUAACUUUAAAUAAAUUAUUCCUAUUGAAUUCUGAGUAGACUUUAGGACUGAAAAGAUUUUCAGUCUGAGAUGUUAUUAAUUAUUCCUGUGUAAGUAAUUGUGAUUUAUUUUAAAGUUGGUUUUGCACUUUUGAGCUAUAGUUUCAGUCAAAAAUAUUUUAAAGAGAUUUAAACUAUAAGAAACAAAGAUACAAACUGUAGAAAUCAUUUAAGCUAAGCAAACUUGUAUGUUUUAAAGGAGCUGGGGUUUAAUCAUGAGGCUUUCCUUAGAGAUAAUGGGUUUUUUGGGCUAGAUCUAGCAGACUGCUUUGAAAAUACAGCAUCAUUUUUUUUUAAACAAUAUUAAUCCCAAUAUUAUUUUCAAGCUCUUCUGUACACUGAAAUGUUGAAGCUGUGUUUGAGAGGUGUCACUGUACCCUUAUACUAAAAAAAAAAAAGUAGAUUUACAGACUCCUCACGUGCCAUGUCUCUAAACAGAAAACUGUCAUUUUUGAUUGAUAGGGUAGGAUACACAUGCAACUGACAUGGAUAAAACCUUCCCACUGCAGGUCAGAGAGCAGUUAAUAUGAGAGAAUACUAAUGAGAUACAAAUUCAGAGCAAGAUCCAUCUACUUCCUCAAUCAAGGGAAAAACAUAUGCCCAAAUCAUAUAAUAAUUAUACAGAAACAGGCACAAUAUUCUUAUUAAAGCUCUGCAGAUUUUUCUCACAUUUUUUAUCUGAAGAGCUCCUUGUUGAGUUAGGUUUACCAGUGCUAUGCUCAAGUUAUAAAUGCAGUAAUAUAACAGGUUUGAAAAAUGGAUUUUUCUGGGUUUUUUCAUUGUAGUGACAAAAUAUGUUAGUUUUUAAGCCUGUGCAAAUAGGGAAGUAUUUGAUUCGGAUUCGGAGGACAGUGAUUUGAUUCAGAGAUUCAGAUCACUGCCCUGAAUUGAUUCAGCCGAAUCAGCUUCAGAAGUUUCGGUGCUGAUUCGGAGACAUUCAGUGAUUCAGUCAGCUGGGGAGAGGCAGGCACAACUGGGUGGCUGCAGGUUCUCCCAUGGCUUCUCUGGCUGUGCCUGCCUCUCCCUGGGUCGGGGGAGCCAUGGGAGAAGCCCCCAUGGCUGCCCUGCCCAGCCCCAUCCCCUGCCCAGCCCCAGCCUAGUCCUGGUACCUUAAAAAAAAACAACAAAAAACACCCCACAGUGCACAGGGAGGUUCUGCCAUGAGCGCCCAGGGGCACCAGGCAGCAGCAGAGUAGAAGCCCUUGCUCCCAGUGCUGCCAUACCCACAUCAGCACUGGGAGUGGGGGCUCUGCCCUGCUGCCAGCUGGCACAGGGGAGUGCGGGAUGCGAGCACGGCAGCACUGGAAGUGGGGGCUGUGUCCUGCUGCCACUUGUCCCCUUCUGCCUAGAGUGAGCCGCGCCUGCAUCCAGCCCCCCACCCCGGCUGGGCAAGCGGCAGCAGGGCAGAGCCCCUGCUCCCAGUGCUGCUGCUCCUGCAUCUUUUAUCCCCCUGCCCCUCUCCCCGAGUAAUGCCCACCCCCGCUCUGGUUGGGUAGCCUGUCCCAGCCCCAAUCCCUCCCAACCCCAACAGACUUAGCAGCUGGAGGCAGCUGUCAGCUGCCUGUUUAGUCUGUGGCUGAAUCUCCGAAUCAGCUGAAUCUUUUUCUGAAGCUUUUCCAUAUAGAUUCGGAUGCUUUGAAUCAAUUUGGAGCUUUUACUUGGUCUCCUGGUUUGAUUCGGAUUCGGAGAUUUGGUCCCUGAAUGGGACUGAAUCUCUUCCAAAUCGAAUCGGCUACUGAAGCUUUACACAGCCCUAUUAGCUUUUGUUUUUUAAAGAUACAUUUAAAGGAACAGCCAACGUUUAAGCAUAUCAUGCCCGACUAAUUUGAUUUCCUUCUGACAAGGUGACAGGCUCUGUGAAUGGGGGCAGAGCAGCAGAUGUGAUUUUGGGGGUGGGGACAGGCUGUUGAAACUCUCUCCUAUGACAUUUUCAUUAAUAAGCUAAGGAAACCGACUAGGUGAAAGUGCUGGAAAGUGGAUACAUAACUGGUUGAAUCCUCUUGUUCAAAGACUAGUCAUCAAAGACUCAAUGUUUAGUUGGGGGGAGAGGUAUCAAGGGGGGUUCCCCACUGGUCUGUUCUGGGUGUAGACUUAUUUAACAUCAUUAAUGAUGUGGAUAGCAGGUUUGCGUGCAUGCUUAGUAAAUACGCAGAUAACAGUGCAAAUUUGUGCAGCCUGCAUGGCCCUGGCAGGGAGCUGGGGCAGGCUGGAAGGAGCUGCUGGGCUUCCCCAGGCUUUGUAGUGGUAAAUGUGGAUGCGAAGGGGUAGGGCAGGUGGACUUGGGGUGCAGGCAACUCUUGAGGGGCAUGUCAGAGUACAGGCUGAGGCAGGAGCCCUGUUGUGAUUUGGGGGGUGGUUGAGUAGUGGCAUGUGGUAGCAGUGAGGACAUCUUUCCUUGACUGAGUGUCCCGCUGGCUAGUUUUGGUUCUCUUGGGAGAGAGACUUUAUUUUGAGCUAUUUUGCAAUCGCCUAGAUGUACACUACUCAAAAAAAAAUAAAGACAAAAAUAUUUUUUGAAAUAAUAUAUCUUAUAGUAAAUCUUUGAGUUUUAGCAUAUGAUUCAUUUAUUAUAACUGUUAAAAUGUCUUUGCCAUUAAUUUUAUGCAUGUGGCUCUCAACAGCUCACUAAAACUUGUUAAGUGGCCCUCCAGCCAAAAUAAUUGCCCAUCCCUACAGUAAAGUCAGCAGAACUCCCAAAGACUUCAUUGGGUACAGACUCAGCUCUUUAAUGAAGUCAAACAUGUGAGGACAUGAAAGUACUGCUGAAUUGUGCACUACAAAUUAGCUUUAGUGAGUCAUUGCAGUGGUAGCAUUUAAAAGUCUUCUCUCAUUUUUGGAGGAUUAUGACAUAGUGAAAUAAGCUGUAAUUUGAACCAUAUUUAACAUUCCGCUUACUGGGUGAGUUUGAACACAGGAAAGGAGUGUUCUAACUGUUGUGAUGACUAUAUGGUGGUUAUAGGGUCAUUUCUUUUACAUUGUUUCUUUAAAAUGUAAUUGAAGAAUAUACUUGCCUGGAUUUUUUAAAGGAAAGGAGAAUUUCACUAACUUCUUAACUGAAAAAGUUUUUAUUGAGGUAAGAUUUUGGUAUUUUUCUUGAAAUAUGAAUGACAUUCUGAAAUGUUCUAAGCAGAUUCAACUCUAGAGUUGAAUCUAAUUUAUGAAAGAAGAAUUUGACUCUUUGUUUAAUUCCUACGCUCACGAAGCUUGUUCUGGUUUUUCAGAGCUAGCUCUAUGGGUGGGGUGGGUGUGUGCAUGUGUGUGUUCAUUCACUGCACAAUUAACCUGGAUGUUUCUGUGUAUUAGCUCAAACCCCUUAACCUUUCUCAUAGAAAACCCUCUAACCUGGAUCUGGAAUGACUCUAAGCCCAUGCUGGUUUAAUGGGAGGAACUAGUUAAAAUCCAAAGUCCUCCUGAACUGAGGCAGGAGCCUGCCCACUUAAAGGAUGCAGACAAAAUCACUUUGGGGCACUGAUAUAGCUCUAGCACCGUUCCCAGGCUAGUCACCCUCAAAGAACAGUCAGGUUUUUGCUACUGGGUGGGCUGCCUCUGAAACAGUGUAGCCUCCUCUUGGAAAAUGCUUCCAGUGGGCUAAUUAGCUCUGGAAAGUGCCAGAACCAGUUAACUCAUUCUUACUUUAAUUAAUCCAGAGGUAUCCACACUAUUUCCAGUGUAAGCUGGAGCACUGUGGUGUGCAUCAGCAUACCAGUAGUAUGUGCUAAGAUUUAUGGACAGAGGUUCAUGGGAACCUGCAUCUUUAGGCAUGGACGCAGGGAGGCUACAGUAACACAGGCAGGACUUUGCUGUGGGCAAGCUUGUACUUGUGCUAGGUUAAUCUGGAUGUUUAUAUCCAGCUGUUGAAGGUAGCUGUGAGAUAAAGAUGUUACCCUCAUUCUCUGAGAGUAAUGAUGCUGAUUAAAUUUUUCCUUUCCUAGUAUUCCACCAGUGUUCAGGAGAGGUUUUAAGUUAUGCCAUAUUUCUUCUCCCAACAUUACUACUUACUGUAUAUUCAUGAUGCAAAAGCACACUUCCCAGGCUGUAUGUACCAGUGCAUCUUGUGUAGUAGCUAGAACAAGAAAUGGGCAACUAAGACCUGGGUUUAUUCAGGAUCUUCCCCCAAAAUUUUAUACUUUUGGUUACCUUGCUAACCUCUCAGUUGACUUGUCUGCAUGCUGAAUAUAUUCUUUACUGAUCUCAUAAGGCUAUUGUGGAGCAAAUGGUUUCAAACAUCAAUCUCUAGAAGAAGGGUGAUAUGUAAGAAGCAUAUUCAGGUUCUUCAGCAAGCUGAUAGCUCUUUCAGUAUUGUGGAUUCAGCUUUUCAGUGUUAUGAACAGAUCUGGAGUGAAAAUGUUAGGUUAACUUCCAGUGUCCGUUUGCUGCCAAGUUUUCCAAAAUGAGUGUUUUGCCAGCUCCUAGAAAUAGAAAAUCUCAUCAAACUUUCUAUCUGGAGGAAUGUAUAUAAAUUGAGCACAAAUAUAUAUAGUCAUAGUAUAAAGCUAGCACAUUAAAUAAAUACAGUGUUUAAUAUGCAACAAGCAUACGUCAUGUUAGGUGAACUUGAAAAGGAUUACAUUGUUCAUAGGUUGUAAAUCAGGGUAUUUCAUCCUACUGAUGAAGUGGUAGGGAUCGAAGCACAAAAAUAUAUGGCAUGAUGGAAUGGUCUGCCUGAAGUUUCUAGUCUGAUCCAGGAGAGGUGGUUGGAUAGCAUUAGUAAGAAGAGUGAAAUUUUAUCAAACAGUGCCAACUGAUUUAUAUCUGGAGUUAAAAGGUAAAUAGAGUGUUUCAGUCAGGAACAAACUUGCACUGUCCCUCUCUGAAUCAAUUCUUUUGCUGCUUAAUGCUGAGGUUGAUGCAGAAGGUUCUUGAGUAGGGUAGAGCUUUCAUUAUCAUAAAUGCAUGUGAUGUUUAUAGUAAUGAAGGAUAGAGGAUGACAACAUUUGAGUGGUACGUGGCUUGUGAAAAGAGAGCUUUAAUUGCUGGCACAAGCACAAAAAUAAUGGAAAAAGCAGAUUACUUAUUUGGCAGCAAUUUUCUUUGGCAGCUUUCACAUGUAUAGUUACUGCCUUCAUGAUGGGGCUCUUAUUGGUUCCUGCAGUACAGCUGCAGUCCUGUUGCUGUGCAAGACUACAUUGUUAGAUCAAAGAUGUGGUACUAUGACUUCCCAGUAGCAUCCAUAAGGAAAAGGCAAACAAUGAGCAGGCUGAACCUUUUCUUUGUACAGGCAACAGGGGAUAAAGGUCACUUCUGCACUAUGCCACUAAGACAAACAUUUUUUUCCUUAUCCUUUAUCUGGCAUUUUGAAAGAACCAGCUCUCUGGUCUCAAUCUAGUUUCUAGUAAGCAGUUUUUCAGUAUUCCGAUUUGUUUUCUUUAUGUAAAAAGCAAAGGACAAAAUGGGCAUGAGAGAGCUACUGUUCCACGGUUAAACGUUUCCUUCAACUGACCAGGUGAUUGUGGAAAGUUACAUUGCCACUGUCCAGUGGAUACAUUGACAGCCUGAAAGUUGAAUCUUAUCUGACACCCUUUCCCAAAGAAUAGUGGUGAAAGAGAAGUGAAGUAUAAAGUUUUCCAAGUCCUGUUUUAAAAGUGUUGUUUAUGUAAUAUUAGUGAAUUAAUAUUUGAUUUACCUUGACAUUGUGUUUUCUUGUAAAACUGACACUUAGCUUUAGAAUGAUUGUAGCAAAUAUAAGAAUGCUGCCACCUCAGGACAGAAAUGUGUGUGAAUUUAACUACAGAUAUUGAAUUUAAAUCUCAUUAAUAGAUGUCAGCAUUCUUACCCAACUUUGUACAAUUCAAUCUGUAGUUUUAAUUCAAUUUUGGAAAAUACUGAAACAGAUUUCUACUGCACUAGAGAUUAGAUUAACCUUAUUGAACAGGGGUGUCUAAAAUGUAUGUUGUGGGAAAUAAUUUUAACUUCAUGUGACAAUAGGUGAGAUAAGGUUAAAUAUUUUCAUUUGCAGACCUGUGGACUCCUUAAAGGUUUCUUACUUGAUGAUCUUUUAAAAUGCCUGGUGCAUGAAUACAUUUGAAUACUUGCUGGUUUUUAAUUUUUUUUUUGUAAAUAUUUUACCAGCCCUUUUCACUGGGUGUCUAAUUUUAUGUAGGCUGAAAAACUACAUCCCAAAAUGUGCUAGAGCAGGACCUACCCUAUAACCUCCCAAGCAAGAAAUAGUAGCACCUAGAAGUGUUGUUGUUGUUAAAUGGUUAAAGGUCAUUCUACAUGUCCUACUUUUCACAUUAAGUAUGUUUCCUUACUCUUUAAGCCAGCGUAAAGGUUGAAGCUGUGACUGUGGUGCCAAAAAUAUCAAACCAUAUGUUUUUUAAAUCCUGCCUCUUCCUAAUGCACUGUUUUUUAAAAUUCAACUAUUUACUGAUCAUUUUGCUAAUGUGAUGCAUUUCACUUGCUUUUUAAACAGAUUUUCACCCAAACAUUUUUCAUGUGCUUAAAAUUUUGCUCCUUCUUUUGGUUGCAUCUAAAAAUUAGUCAGCUAUGUAUUGAUACCUUAAAGAGUAUGUGGCACACUGGGUGAGCGAAGCACCAUGUGGAACUAACUAAUAUAUUAAAAUGAAAAUUAGACUUUGACAUGUUAAGGAAAUAAAUAUGAAGUUAAUAUAUGAGAGAGAGAUUUAUAUGUGGUCGUGUAUCCUUAUGGAGUGAUAUACUGGAAUCUUCUUCACGAAGUUUUACAAUAUACAGCAUUGACUUCAGCACUUGCAUCUUUUGUCUAUAAUUAAAGUGUAAUAAUGUAAAUGGUAACCUGAAAAUUAAGUUAAAUUUUACAGUUGAAGAGCACACGGUGAUCUAUGUAAAAAAAAAAAUAUUAUCUUCACUUUGUGUAUCCUUUUUUUAAAGAGAAAGCACUUUCUUAUUAACAGCUAGCAUGUGAAUGAAUCUUAGAUUCUCAUGUUUGUAAUGGUCUGUAGAUUAAGUGAAAUUUAUCUUUAACCUAUAUGUUAAUGGAUAAUCUGAUUAUAAAAAUGUUGAAUUAAAGCACCUUAUUAUGCUGCUUAUAUUUGCUUGUAAUUGCACCUUUUGUUAUCUGCAUCUUUUUCUUCUUGAACAUUCUUGUGUGAUAAUAUUGUUCUCUGCAGGUCUGAGUGGAUAAUUAGCCAACUACAGCAUCAUUUAACUUUAUAUAGUUUAUAUUUCAAUAUGACUGACAUUGUAUUGUGAGUUCAGUGCUUCAAAAAUAAAUGCUACUUCCACUUGUC